This is a messenger RNA of Truncatella angustata, 981 nucleotides long. RefSeq names its product putative aldehyde reductase 2. The transcript is spliced from 4 exons. The record is from RefSeq and is a predicted model, not a curated record. Lineage: Eukaryota; Fungi; Ascomycota; Sordariomycetes; Amphisphaeriales; Sporocadaceae. The coding region runs from base 1 to 981 and encodes 326 amino acids. Gene Ontology annotation, molecular function: oxidoreductase activity, acting on the CH-OH group of donors, NAD or NADP as acceptor.
AUGCGCAUCGCCGACAGAGCUAUCCCCUCGGACUCGACUGUGGUGGUGGUCGGAGCCAAUGGAUACAUGGCUGUGGAAACAUGUGAAAAGCUUCUACAAGCAGGAUACCGUGUCUGUGGCACAGUCCGAGAUGUUGAACGGCACCGUAACUGGAUGCAUGCGCUAUUCGACGAGAACUGGCCCGAUAGAUUUGAACUAGUCCAGGUCCAAGACUUUCAAGACACCGAUGCUUUUGAUAAUGCUUUUCAAGGAGCAUCUGGCGUGAUCUAUCCUUCUAUGCCUAUGAUCUUCGAUGCAGAUCCAGUCAAGGUUUAUGAACCCAUGAUCAAGGGCGUCGUUAACACCCUUUGCAAGCGGCAGCUCCCUUACGAACUUACCAACGACAUGUUCAACUACGAAGCGAUCGAAAAGGUUCAGGAUGGACCUGUGGACGCUUCGUUCGAGAGAAUCUUAGCUGUCUACAGUGCAGGGCGGACUUUGGCAGAACUAGAGUUUUGGAAGUGCGUGAAAGCAAAUAACCCGCCAUUUGUUGCUAAUUGUGUAGUGCCAGACGGUCAAUUUGGUCGUGUCAUAGACACGCAAAAUAUCAAUCUCGGCGCUAGAUCAUCAACUAGGCAGUUAAUGCAUGCCCUUCAAGGGCAAUGGGAUAAGAUCAAGCUCGACAUUGCGUCCGUGACGGAUGUUCAAAACUCGGCACGCCUACUAGUGGCAGCAGUUGCCUUGGCAUCGAUCAAAAAUCAGAGAAUAUUUUCUUACUACAUCAACAUGACAUGGAAUGAUAUGCGAAGGAAAAUACGUGAGAUGUGUCCAGACCGCCCUGAACUGGUGACAGGAGACAAUCGUCAAAAAGAGAGAAGGGACACCUCCCACGCAUCUAAACUAAUCGCACGGGCUGAGGAUAUUCUGCGAGCAGUUGGCCAACACGGAUUCGUCAGUGAGGAUGAUAUCAUCUGUGACUUUGUGACUUCCGUCUUUACCUAG